CCAAAUACCCUUGCGGAUAUGUGGAUAAGGCCCUGCUUUCGACCGUUUGUUGCCGGAGGAACUAUAAAUAGAGUAGUCCAAUUGGAUACGGGUUUGGCGGGAGUUAAGCUGAGUUCCCUGGGCAGCUACAUGAUAAAGUUAUCCCAUUCCGGACGGAUAGACGGACACAUCGAACCGGCUGUUGAUGCUGAUCGAGAAUAUAUAGACUAUGGAGCCUCUCCUGUGGGUUAACCCUUUCACGACAAAAUUGUUAUAUUCUCAACAAGAUCGAUAUCCCAUUCCGGGCGGACAGACGAGGACCGACCCGCUUGUCUUGCUGAUUGAGCAUAUAAAGACUCUAGGGACUUCUCCCAUGCGUUACAUAUAUCACGACAAAGUUGUUAUACCCUCUACGAGAGUAUUUGAAACUACACUCGUUUGGUUCAUUGCGACGCCGACGUCAUGCCCAGCACGCCCACCCGCUGCGACCGCCUCUUGGCGACCCUGUCCCUGUGCCCUGCAUCCAAAAGCACGGGAGGCGGCAACCGAAAUGAGGGGCGUAGUGCACAUGCUGCGGCCACGCAUAGCUUAAUCAAUGAAAAAGCAGCGCCAGCAAGUCGGGAGCGGGAGUCGGGAGGAUGACAAACAGAGAGCAGGAGCUGCUCGUGCAAAACGUGAAUGCGGUUUUAUUGAUUUUGUAAUAAAAAUGCGCGCGCAUCGCUCUGAUUUCUGCCAGACAGCCGAGAGCAGAGCUGGGUAGCUGGUUAGCUGGCGACAUGUUGUCGGCGGUCAGGAGAUGGAGAUGGAGAGAUGGUGACGAGCGUCAAGUACACGAGUGCAACCAAUAGAGCUGGCAGAGACAAAAGCAAAUGCCGUGGCCAAUUCAGUGCGAAAAUUGUGCAAAGCCAGGCAGCAGGGCCUGUGUGAAAAGGCAGCCCAAGUUCCAAGCAAAUGCCAGCUGGCAACUAAAUAGAAAAUAGCAAAAAAUAUUUAAUAAUAAUAAUUCAAACUAGCUGCUAGAUUGUUGUUAAUUACACAAAUUAAGUGCACGGAGCUGGCGACGGACAAGCUCCGGCCAACUUUUUAGUCUAAACUAGAAAAUUAGAAACUUACAAAAAAAAAAAAACACAAAAAUCAAUAAGUCAAGUUGUGUGUAAAAUUGAAAGCAACGCCCCCCGCACAGCGCCACACACACACACAUUGGAAAUAGAAAAAAAGUAAUCUCGCCAAGUCAAUUCCGGAUUAUAUAACAGCACGUCAAGGCGACAGGGCGUGGGCAGCAGCAGCGGGGCGUGGGGCGUGGAAUCAAUCGAUAGAACAAACAAGAUGCGCCAAUAAAUUGGCCAAGCGCACAAAAGCCAGGCCAUAAGCUAGAGCAAGGAGCAAACUCUGUCGAGGAUUAGCCAGUAGCAGGAGUAGAGCAGCGCAAUUAUGGGCAAGAAAAAGGUGGCCACCGAGGAUCUGGUGGUGCCGCCGCAGGAUACACGCAUCUGUGGCACCAUCUGCAUAUGCCAGAUGACGCUGGUGCUCAGCUCCGUGGCGCUGGUCUAUCUCACCGUGGCCAUUUAUAUGCCAUCGACCCGGGCCUUCAAGAGCGGCAUCGAUCCGACGCCCGUCAUGUGCACCACAACGCGGGCUGUGAACAAGGACAACUGCGAGUGGGGCAGCUGCGGCGAAUGGUGCCUGAGCAAAACCUCGGGCGCCUGCAUACAGAUCUAUGUGAAUCUGCGCAGCAACGGCACAAAUCUCACCUUCCAGAACUGCACGAAUUCGGCGAACAAGACGUGCUACGGCAUCGAUCAGGAUCGCGCGGACAAGGCGCGCUGCAUCAACGACGAGUGCAAGAAUCUGACGGGCACCUUUAACUGCACGGCGGGCCAGUGCCUGAACAUAACCGACGCCUUUGAGUGCAUCUUCCACAACAGCGAUGCGCCCGUCAAGUGCUCGGGUCGGCGCGGCAAGAUCAACUGCAUGGACAUCAGCGGAUUGUUCUCGUGCAGUCGUGGCACCUGCCGCAAGAUACGCACGCCGUACAAUUGCGAUAGACGCUGCGUGGACAUUCCGACGCGGAACAAGAACGUGGUGGUGCUCAGCGGGGACAAGGUGUAUCUGUCGCAGUGCCAGAAUGCCAUCAAUGCGGAGACCUUGGAGGAGGUGUGGAACGAGUCCAAUGACAAUGUGGCCAUGACAUCGUGCUAUUAUAUCAAGAACACGUCGGAUCGCGUGGAUGCGGUCGACUGCAUCAAUGGUUCCACGCUGGAGCACAGCAUGCUCAGCGAUCUGACCAACUUUACAUAUCUCAGUCAUUUGCAUGUGUCUGUCGCGACGCAGGUGCCGGAGAUAGCACCGCCCGAUGUGGACUUGACCAUUUCGAAUGAGUCCAAGCUGAUGAUCAAUUUGGAGGGUUGCGUUAAUACGCUGCAGGACGAGUGCAAGGAAUUCUUAAAGGUUUUCGGCCGUGAUGGCAGCGAUCAUAAUGCCCGGGCACGUUUCCCCUGCUUCUAUUCGCCGUCCAAGAAGGAUAUCGUGGUGGCCCGUUUCGAUCUGGAGGUCACCUAUCGCCAGUUUGUGUUCGCCUCGGUUGUGCCCUCGGUGCUGUUUGUCGUCUCCUGUUCGGUGCUAAUAAUGUGCCAGACCACCGUCUAUGUGGGCGACGAUGCCAAGAUGCGUUUCAAGGGCUGCGUCGACACCGCCUCCGUUUUGUCCAAGAACAAUCCCGGCGCACCGACCAGCGGCGACAUGGCUGGCGGCGGUGGCGACGAAGUCAUGGCCCUAUGAGAUCCGUCACUUCUCAGCAUUUGCCUUGCCAAACCGACAGCCUAUGGGGCAUUCCUCUGCUCCAGGAAGACAGUCCGGUGCAUCAGACGGGCGUCUUCGCUUUGCAGUAAAUGGAGUUGGGCAUUGUUAUCAAUCGCAACACUUUGUAAUCCUUCCAUCGAACUUCUAACUAGACCACACACACCUGAGCGGCUUGCAAGGACACUACCGAGCUAACAGCAAAUCACAAAGAAAACUAUAUAAAACACUACACCACAUAUGCGAGGCACGUGAAAAAUUCUCGAGUUGCGGAACAGAAUCAGAACAGACAAUAUUAGUAUAAUUUAUAUAUAUAUAUAUAUAUAUAUAUUUCGUUUUCGUAUAAGGUUAGGCCACAUACUGAGAGUAAUUCGUGGGCCGCAAGUUGAUUCGAUUAUUUAACUUUAAGUUAAUAUCCAUAUAGAGAGAAUACAAGAAAUGCACUCAAUGCACGCACACACACCACAAUCAGACAGAGACACAGCCACAUGAAGACACAACCCACAAAAGGGUUUAAGAAUCGGCCCUUAGGAGCAGGCGGAUAAUGGUCAAACGGUUUGGAGGGAUGCGUGAUCAAAACUAAGAAGAUUUAAACAAAACCAAAGACAACUAGAAAAAAAAAAAAAGAAAACAAAGAAAAGUUAAACUAACAAACAAAAUUUAGCUAAAAUUAAUGCAAAAUCCAAUUGCAAUUUUAAAAACCAAAAACAAAGACUUAGACUAAAGACAAAAAACAGAUUUCCAUUUCGACAA
Drosophila virilis is the source of this 3528-nucleotide messenger RNA. It is a transcript of the gene Teh3, whose product is annotated as tipE homolog 3. Gene Ontology annotation, cellular component: plasma membrane. Gene Ontology annotation, biological process: regulation of sodium ion transport. Gene Ontology annotation, molecular function: sodium channel regulator activity. The record is from RefSeq and is a predicted model, not a curated record. NCBI's taxonomy places the organism in Eukaryota, Metazoa, Arthropoda, Insecta, Diptera, Drosophilidae.